AUGACUCAGGUUGAAGAAAAGCCAUUAAUUUGCAAUGUGACGUCAACCAGACGUGAAGAAUUUUUGGACAACUUCUCGUCAUUGGUCAAAGCUGUUACAGCAGCAGCUUUGUGGAGAAGAUUUUAUCAGAGUUUCUCGUUGAAAUACCCUGUAAAUAAAUCUUCUUGGAUUACAUCUGAAGAACGUCAGAAUGCAUUGCUGGGCUUGGUAGUAAAUAAUCAACGGUUAUAUUUUCAUGAAGAGAUUAAACAAUUAUCAAAGGGUGAAACCUUGUCAAGGUCUAGUUCUUUGAUAAAAUUGACGCCAUUCCUUGAUAGAGAUGGUGCCUUGAGAGUCGGUGGCAGACUGAGUAAAUCUCUCAUGACAAGUGAAGAAAAAUAUCCGUUGAUACUGCCAAAAGAGUCGAAACUUACUGAACUGGUAUUACAUGAGUGUCAUGCAAAUACUUUGCAUGGUGGUGCACAACUUAUGUUGGCCACCUUGAGGCAACAAUAUUGGAUUGUUGGAGGACGUCUACCAGUCAGAAGUUUCAUUAAUAAAUGUGUUGUUUGUGUGAGACAUCGAGCUGAAGCUGCACAACAGUUAAUGGGUCAACUACCAGCAUCAAGAGUAUUGAAAUCAAGGCCAUUUCUCCAUACAGGAGUUGAUUAUGCUGGUCCAUUUGAACUGAAAACAUGGUCAGGUAAAUGCAACAGGUCAUACAAGGCCUACCUGGUUGUGUUUGUGUGUAUGGCUUCGUCAGCCGUUCAUCUCGACUUAGCAACUGACUAUACAACUGAGGGUUUUUUAGCAGCAUUUAAGCGAUUUGUCAGUCGUCGUGGACGAUGUGAGAAAUUUCAGUGA
Aphidius gifuensis is the source of this 843-nucleotide messenger RNA. RefSeq lists its product as uncharacterized. Lineage: Eukaryota; Metazoa; Arthropoda; Insecta; Hymenoptera; Braconidae. Gene Ontology annotation, molecular function: nucleic acid binding. The coding region runs from base 1 to 843 and encodes 280 amino acids. The transcript has a single exon. The record is from RefSeq and is a predicted model, not a curated record.